Aspergillus glaucus CBS 516.65 is the source of this 560-nucleotide messenger RNA. Its product is annotated as DUF2945 domain-containing protein. The transcript is spliced from 3 exons. Bases 264 to 530 code for a protein of 88 amino acids. The record is from RefSeq and is a predicted model, not a curated record. Lineage: Eukaryota; Fungi; Ascomycota; Eurotiomycetes; Eurotiales; Aspergillaceae.
UCCCUCAUACCAACUCAAUAAUGACCUCACUUCUUUCUCCCCGGGGCCCAAGAUCCCAACUCCCCGAUGUCCCAAUCCAAUCAUCACAUCCACCCGUCAGCAUUACAUCGACGUCCCGAGUCCAUGGAUAACAAUCCCCUCCACUAGUCUUCAAUCUAGCCUUAUCACGCCACGCGGGGAUAAGAUUCGGGGGGCGUGGUCUAUGUAUAUCACUCUGACGGCAAGGCAUUGGUUCAAAAUGCCCGCCGAAUACGACGCAGGAGAUGUUGUCCGCUACAAGCCUGUUGGCGGUAUGCCCUCCCUCUUUCUUCUUUUCCACAUUCCAGAGGAUGUUGAUGAACGAUACAGGCCCCGAUUCCAAAACCUCCGAAGCAGUGGGCACCAUCCGCGGCGUCGCCACCGAGGACCAGAACAUGACGCACCGGAACGUUCAUGCUUCAGAGGAGCAUCCUAGAUAUGAGAUUGAGAACAACAAGACGCACAAGAGAUCUGCGAUUAGUGAGGCGAAUAUUCUGGGACCGGGGGAGUAAUGGAGUUGAUAGAAUGAUUAGACUAGUUUG